UGGAGUCCGAGCGGCCGGCCCUCCGAGCGGUCAUCAAGGUGACACUGCUGAAGAACGAGCCUUCGGGGAAGCCUAUCACCCUGGAAGGGGUGUUCGUGGGAGGAAGUGCCGGCUACGCGGAGGGAAAACUGAUGCAGUAUCACCCUUUGUCUCUGUGCAACACAAGCGAGGAUGAACAACAAGAGAGUGACUUCAUCAUCAUUGUCAAACUGGAGCACAGGGUACCCCGAUGUCUGCCGCUGCUCGAUAAGGCUCGCAUGGCGCUGAAUAAAGGAGCCAAGGCUGUUAUCUUUGAUGUCAGUGAUGAUGCCAAUGCUGCUGCUGAGCUGCGAGAAAAGGACUCCCUUCACCAACCAGUCGUGCUGGUGGAGGCCGCAGAUGCUGAGGAGCUGAUGGGUUUGGUCAACAAGAACGAGGAGGCAAAAGUUCAAAUUGAGAUCAUGGUGGAGCAGUCUAGAUGGCCACAUUAUGAUGUGGGUAUCCUGCUCACCAUUGUCCUGGCUAUUCUGACCAUCGUCUUAAUCUUUGCUUUCCGCUACAAGUGCAAGUCCAACAGAACCUGGGACUCUGUCCAUCAGCAGACCAUGCGGGCCAUUAGUCGAUUGGAGACCAAAACCUACAGCUCUCAGGGCUGCUCAGGCUCACAGCGCCACCGAGCAGCCUGGGGGUCGGCCAGCAGCUCCAAUUCGAGCCCUGUCUGUGCUAUAUGCCUGGAGGAGUUCCAGGAUGGGCAGCAUUUGAGGAUCAUCUCCUGCGCUCAUGAGUUCCAUAAAGACUGCGUCGACCCUUGGCUGCUGCAGCACCGCACCUGUCCCCUCUGCAUGCACAACAUCAUGGGUGAGGACAAGCAUAUUUCCAGGACAGAGCGGCAGCCCCAGAGAAGCAGACUCCAGCAGAGUCCAGAACAAAGCCAGGGCUUCCUGCACCCUCAGCCUUAUAGCAGCCCACACAACCACCCCUUCCCUCAGCAUGCUAUCCCCUUCUCUAUGAGGCCCCACUAUCCUCGUGGACCCUCUGGACCAUACCCCUCUCUGGGCCACUACAGUGGCUCUUCUCCCAUGGACACACAAACACUACGUUUCCUCACCAGCAGGCCGCUUGGCUCCGGCUGUGGGUACCGUGUUCCUGCAGAGGGUCCCGGAAGGCCCCACAGAACUGGAGCCAACUGCAGGACGUCCACUCACCACUACACCCCUCGUCGGUCCUGCCACAACUAUCGUUCAUCCUGUCCAACCCAGCGCAGUGCAUCCUGCUCAAGACUGCACCACACAACCUCUGUCACACCACAGACCCGUGGAGCACCAGCCCACAGCCGCCAGGACGAGGGCAGCUGCUCAGGUGGCAGCUAUCACACAGAACGCAGUGGAUACUUGGCUGACGGGCCAGCGAGCGACUCCAGUUCAGGGCCCUGCCAUGGCUCCUCCAGUGACUCUGUUCUCAACUGUACUGACGUAUCCCUGCAGGGGGUUUAUGGCAGCUGGUCAACCUUCCGUAGCUCUCUGAGUAGUGACUACGAUCCAUUUGUGUAUUACGGGGCAGGUCCUGGGCGGGGCCCCCGGAGAAACAGCCUGGAGGCUGGUGCCCAGGCCCGGCCCAGGUCUCUGGAUUCUGUGGUGAACAAAGGAGGCUGCCCUGAAGAACAGCCACAGACUGUGUUCAGCCACAUCCACUACCAUCGCCACAGACACCAUCACUAUGAGGAGGGGGAGCACAACCAGGGUCCAAGCAGAGGCUCAGACGAGGAGCACGGGGCUGCUGCUGCUGCACCCGUUUCUCUUAUCCUGGACAAAGAUUCACCCGUGUGCCCUCCUAAGCACAGCCCCUGCCUGUGCCCAAAGCCAGACCCCACAGAUCGGCCCAGCCCGGGACAGACAGAGUGUCAGGACCUUGACCACAGCAGUCCUACAGGACCUCCUGUCCUGAUGUCCCCAAUCCCCCUACAGGUCCAACCCCACUGCUGCCACCAGGGACACGGACACCCUCCCGCUCCUCUUGGGCGAGUGGGUGGCUGUGUGCUUGAUGGACCCUCUGUUCGCUUCCACCAGAGCCUGGAUCUGCAGGAUGACCGUAGCAUCCACAUUCACUACGGCCAGGGCUCGGGCUUCUGCUGCUCUCCCCCUGAGCUGCACCCUGCUUUGCUUCCCAUGCCCCUCAUUCUGGACUCUGGAGGGAUGGAGGACUGGCGUUGUUGUUCUGGGGCCCAUGUUGUGUGGCAAAAACGGGUGCAGCAGGCUCGCUCAGAGCCUCAGCUCCUGGGACCUGGGACUGCUAUGGACAGGCCACCUUGCAGGUUCCACCGCGGGCCUGCUGCUGACUGCAACACAGACAUUUGUUUAUACUGCCAAACAUUACACCACAAUCAGGGAUCAGAAGAGGAGUCUGGUGUGUGAGAAGUUGUUGCAUCCUCCAUUAUCACGCUGCUACAGAGGAGCCAGAAUGGACAAGCCUCUCAUUGGCUAAUCGCUCGCAUGUCUUCCACAUAAUUCCACCAGCAAUGCUUUCCUUCAGGCGAUUCCCCAGCUUCCACCAGGAUUCAAAGCUCACACGCUGAACAGCACUUUCAGCUGAGUUAAUUGGGUUAUUAUUAAAAGUGAAAUUAUUGUGAUUAGAUUAUGCUAAAGAUGUUUUGUAUCAAAAUACAUUGAAUGUCUUAAAUGUUUAGAGGCAGGGAGUUGCUGGGGAAACAACUCAUACACUACAAAGGGGAAAAAGUGUUUUUCUGUGUUUCUCCUCGUCAGUUAUAGAAAGAAUAUUCAUUACUGACAUGAUAUCACAAGUUCCAUGCUCCUUAGUGACAACUAACGAAUGAUCCUUGCUUAGGGUGUUGAGCCCUCAUGAAGUGAGACUCCAUCUCUGCAUUGCUCACUCUAUUACAAAGUAACUUGAUUUAUCUUAGAGGUACUUAACUUUCACUUGUGUGAUCUUGGUCUUCCUUUGCUGAGUCCAGUCUCUCCUGAGAGAAGCUUUACUCUCCAGCCUACCUCAGCUCAGAUUUCUUUACAUGCCUCACACAGGGCGUCUUUAAAGGUACUGCUGUAGUGAUUUUUGAUUUUUUUGUUUUCACAACCGUGUAGCUCCCAUAAACUCAACUAAAAGUUAUCCUCUUGGCAGUCUAACCUGUCCGAAUGGAGAGAAAGAGAGAAAGGUUGAUGCUCAGCCCCUCAAACAAUGAGCAUUCACUGAGGUUGCUGAGCCGUGCAUGGGCCUUGUUUUCAUUAUUUCAAUAAUGGCAGCUGUUUUUAACAUUUUUUUUGUGUGUUUUUGGAUCAUUUUCUGUUUUGUUUUGUUUUUUUUUUUUAGUCUGUAAUUUUUUUUUCACCUUUCAAAAUGAACCAGUUUGACUGAAUUGUGUCGUCGUCAUUACAAGCUAUUGUCUCAUUCUUGUCAUUUUUCUUGCCAGUGGUUACUUCACGGGUUUGACCUCAGUACUUUUAAACCCCCUGAUCUGUGCAGAGCGAACAGGCUUCAUCAGAAGGAUGUCAAAAAUAUCCUCUGCUCCUUUCAUGCCCAAUUCAUGUCCUAUUCUCCUCCAAAAAGGAUAUACCCUCCCUCUUUCUUUCAGCAACAAAAGCUCUAGAAAAAUGUUCUACAUUGCAGCCAUAGAAAAGACAUAGUGACUAUAUAAUUAUGAUGAUAAUAUAACUGGAGUAAAGCCAUGCUAGGUAGGCAUUACAGUCUCAAGCAUCAGCUGAGUCUGUUUGCAUUUGCAGCAGUUUAAUGAAAGCUUGGUGUGCUUUUCCCAUGAUUUCAAACUGUAAUGGGUAGAGUCUGAGAAAAGUCUCAGGAACAAUCAAACACUGGAAAGAUGGGAAGAAUUCAUCUUAGUUACAGUAAUGAUACCCAAAUCAGCAAAAAAUCCUUUACCGUGGUAAAUGGGCAUUGCCAGUCCCUGCUUUUGAGCUUGCAGUACUUGAAGGAAAAUCCAUCUUAAAUCAGAAAUGAAAUACAGUAUUGAGUAAUGAUUUUUUUUUUUUACAUUCUGAUAUGAAUAGUUUUUAAAAUGUUUAAACCAUCUCUCAAAGCUAGAAAUGACACAUCCCUUGUUUAAAUCUUUGUUACCUAGUAUUCCCUCUGUUCCCAGACAGAAAAUGUGCUUAUGUUCCCAGAAAUCUUCUCUGUACACUUAACCUGUGUAGAUAAAAGUCGACCUCAUCAUGCCAUCAAAGAUGGCUCUCUUAUAUUUAUCUUAACCACAGACGUCUUCAUGCUCACAUGUACUAAACUAAAUAGUAUCAGAUAAGAGGAAUAGGAAUUCUGUUUUAGUGUGGACUUUCCCUUAAAGGCUCAGUGAAAAUGUGAAAGGAUUUUUCUUUGCAGUCAGACUGCAGAUAUGGUUUAGUUUAGCACAAACAGCAGACAAAGAGCUCAUGGGUAUUGCAAUGUAACCAGUAGCACUUACUAAAGCCUUACAUGUGCCUUCUUCAUUCAAACUGUUCAUAAUCCUAAAUCUGGAACUUCCCAACUCACUAAGCUCUUACCUGUCUAACCAAAGAAGCAAAAUCUUGAACACAGUGAACUUUUAACAUAGUAUGUGUUGUGCCUUAUUUCUUGCCUCGUCCCCGUCCUUAAAUCUCAGAAUUAAAUGUACUUUCACUGACAAGAGGGAUGCCAGAACUGAAGAGGAAAUCAUUUUGGACAAUCAUGCAGAACUUUUCGCCUGCAGUUCCUCAUACUAAUACCUCACUUUGAAUGAGUCAACUCAGUGUCCUCUAGCUAAAGUAUCAGAGUUUCCUUGUUUGUUAUCUUUCAUGCCCUAACAGUCUCUGAGAUGGAAAUGACUGAAUUACAAGCAGCACUUUGGCUUAGGUAGAUUUUAUAAUAAAAAAAAAAAAGAAAAAUAACACAAAUCUUAUAGUAUUAAUUUAAAACAAUCCCAAAACCAUCAGCACAUGAAAAAUAGCAUUUGGUGAUGCCGCAGAAUAUCUGAUGUGAUUUCAUCCCGUUCAAGAUCUUUCUCUUUGUGUUGUUUAUGUGUUUGUUAAUGUUUUGCAAGAAUAAUGAGCUGAAACUGCCUUUUUUUAAUAGAGUAAAAAUCCCUCCAGAACUUUAAGGGAUAUGUCAGUAUAUUUUGGAUACUUUGUGUACAAAAAGAGAACAACAAAAACAGAAAU
This is a messenger RNA of Xiphias gladius (swordfish), 5111 nucleotides long. Its product is annotated as E3 ubiquitin-protein ligase RNF43. Gene Ontology annotation, molecular function: ubiquitin protein ligase activity; frizzled binding. NCBI's taxonomy places the organism in Eukaryota, Metazoa, Chordata, Actinopteri, Istiophoriformes, Xiphiidae. The record is from RefSeq and is a predicted model, not a curated record. Gene Ontology annotation, biological process: ubiquitin-dependent protein catabolic process; Wnt receptor catabolic process. The coding region runs from base 132 to 2390 and encodes 752 amino acids. The transcript is spliced from 9 exons.